Messenger RNA from Melampsora larici-populina 98AG31, 1533 nucleotides. RefSeq lists its product as uncharacterized. Lineage: Eukaryota; Fungi; Basidiomycota; Pucciniomycetes; Pucciniales; Melampsoraceae. Bases 1 to 1533 code for a protein of 510 amino acids. Gene Ontology annotation, molecular function: heme binding; iron ion binding; oxidoreductase activity, acting on paired donors, with incorporation or reduction of molecular oxygen. The transcript is spliced from 12 exons. The record is from RefSeq and is a predicted model, not a curated record.
AUGUUGAUUUUCAUCAUCAACUUGUUCAUAUUUUAUUUACCAAUUUCAAUAAUUCUUUAUCAUUUGUUUUGUUAUUAUUUUGAUUACUUUUCACUUAAGUCUUAUCCAGGUCCAUUCUUGGCUAAGUUUUCUAGGGUUUGGUUGGCUAAAGUUUCAAGAAAUGGAAAACGAUAUCUGUCGAUUCAUGAAGCUCAUCUUAAGUUUGGUAAGUUUUCAAUGAUUAGGAUAGCUCCUGAUGAAAUUAGUAUUGCUGAUAAAGAUGCUAUUCAACCUGUUUUGGGACAUGGAAAUGGAAAUACUAAAAGUGAAUUUUAUGACGCAUUUGUUUCGAUCCAUCGUGGUUUAUUUAAUACAAGAGAUAGGAUCGAUCAUACUCGUAAACGAAAGUUAAUUUCAAAUACGUUUAGUCAAAAGAACGUAUUAGAAUUCGAACCUUAUAUUUCUUCUACUCUUCAUCAAUUCUUAAUUCAAUGGGAUCGAUUAUGUGAUCAAGUUGAAAAACCAUCGAUUGAUUGGUAUGAAUUUGAUUCUUUACCUUGGUUUAAUUAUUUAGCUUUCGAUAUAAUUGGUGAUUUAGCAUUUGGUGAACCGUUUGGGAUGAUCCAACGUGCUGCAGAUUAUGCGGAAGUAGAUGAUGGUCAUGAUCAAGUUUUACAUUUACCUGCUGUUCAAAUCUUAAAUGAACGUGGUGAAUAUAGUAUGACUCAAGGUUGUCUUCCUUCUUGGAUUCGCCCAAUCACUCCUUAUCUCGAUCCUUGGUUUGCACGUGGAGCCACUAGUGUGUCAAAUUUAGCUGGUAUUGCUCGGAAUCGAGUCAAGAAGCGUUUAGAAGGAGGUCCUCAAGAUCGAAAAGAUCUUUUGGCUCGAUUACAAGAAGGAACAGACGCAAAUGGACAGCCGAUGGGUCGGGAUGAACUAACGGCCGAAGCUUUAACCCAAUUAAUAGCAGGAAGUGACACAACCUCGAAUUCAAGUUGUGCAAUUCUUUGGUGGAUAGUUAAACAUCCAAACGUUCAUAAAAAACUAGUAGAAGAACUAAAUACAAAAUUCGAAAAUCCUUCAAUAGGAGUGAUUGAAUUUAUAGAUUGUAAAGAUUUAAAAUAUUUAAAUGCAUGUAUUAAUGAAGGACUUAGAAGACAUUCAACUUCUUCCAUUGGAUUACCUAGAUUGAUGGCUAAUGAUUUAAACUUUAAAGGGUUUUUCAUUAAGAAAGGAACCGUUGUUUCGGUUCCUUCUUAUGAAAUUCAUCAUGAUCCUGAGGUUUGGGGAGACCCUUGGAACUUUCGUCCGGAAAGAUGGCUUGAACCAGAUGCUAAAGAACUUGAAAAAGCUUUUAUGCCAUUUAGUUUUGGACCUCGUUCAUGUGUUGGUAGGAAUGUAGCUAUUUUGGAAUUACAAAUGAUCAUUUCUACUUUGGUCUUGAGAUAUGAUUUUCAAUUAUCUUAUCCAAAUCAAUCUGAACUUGAAACUCGUGAAGGGUUUUUGAGAAAACCAACUGAGUGUUUUAUAAAGAUUAAAAGAAGAUUAGAAUGA